Molecule: messenger RNA, 1374 nt
Organism: Aureobasidium namibiae CBS 147.97
Lineage: Eukaryota; Fungi; Ascomycota; Dothideomycetes; Dothideales; Saccotheciaceae
Product: mannan endo-1,6-alpha-mannosidase
Exons: 7
Coding region: 1-1374 (457 amino acids)
Biological process (GO): carbohydrate catabolic process; fungal-type cell wall biogenesis
Molecular function (GO): mannan endo-1,6-alpha-mannosidase activity
Source: RefSeq, a predicted model, not a curated record
AUGCGUCCUUCAUCCAUACUGUCCGGCCUAUCUUGCGCCGCCUUCGCAAUACUGCCAUGUGCCGCCAUCACCGUCGAUCUGACUAGCGAAGACUCAAUCAAGUCAGCCGCCUCUACCAUUGCUAAUGGCAUGAUGAAAUUCUACUCUGGAAACGUCACUGGUGGCAUUCCUGGAUUGCUUCCCGGUCCAUACUACUGGUGGGAAGCAGGCGCCAUGUUCGGCUCUCUGAUCGACUACUGGUACUAUACUGGUGACACGAGCUACAACGAUGUCACUACUCAGGCUCUGCUCUUCCAGGUCGGUGACAAGGACAACUACAUGCCCAGCAACCAGAGCAAGUCGCUCGGUAACGAUGAUCAAGCCUUCUGGGGAAUGGCUGCCAUGUCUGCAGCCGAGCUCAAGUUUCCGAAUCCCCCUUCCGACCAGCCUCAAUGGCUUGCUCUUGCUCAGGCCGUCUUCAACAGUCAAGCUUUGCGUUGGGAUCCCUCGACAUGUGGCGGAGGUUUGAGGUGGCAGAUCUUCACCUUCAACAACGGCUACGACUACAAAAACACAAUCUCCAACGGCGCUUUCUUCAACAUCGCUGCACGUCUCGCUGCUUACACCGGUAACCAGACCUAUGCCGAGUGGGCUGAAAAGACUUUCGAGUGGACUCGCGCCGUCGGUCUGAUGAGCGAUGACUACUAUUUCUACGAUGGUAGCGACGACACGAUCAACUGCACCGAGCUCAACCAUAUCCAAUGGUCUUACAACGCUGGUGUUUUCCUUCUGGGAGCUGCCACCAUGUGGAAUGUCACUCAAAGCGAUCUCUGGAGAGAGCGCACUCUUGGCAUCUGGAACGCAACCCAUGUCUUCUUCACCAGCCAGGGUGGUCAGGCUGCUGGACAGAUCAUGUUCGAGGUAGCCUGUGAACCGAACAACAACUGCAACGUUGAUCAACUCAGUUUCAAAGCCUACUUGUCACGCUGGAUGGCCGCUUCUACCAAGGUAGCACCAUGGCUCUAUGAUGACAUCAAGCCUUAUCUCGCGGCAUCCGCCCAAGCUGCGGCUCUGUCCUGCAGCGGUGGAGACGAUGGCACGACGUGCGGAACCCGCUGGUGGAACAACGGGGUCUGGGAUGGCGCUACUGGUGUUGGCCAGCAAAUGUCCGCUCUCGAGGUCAUUCAGUCCAACCUGAUUGAUAGAGUUCAAGGGCCUGUGUCCAACUCCACUGGUGGAACCUCGCAAGGCAAUCCCAAUGCUGGAAGCGGAGGUGACUCGAAUCCGAUUGCUAUGCCCGCAGCCAUCGAAACGAGUGACAGGGCUGGUGCUGGUAUCGUUACAGCGCUGAUUCUUGUGGCUCUCGUUGGAGGCGCAUGGUGGAUGAUUGCAUGA